GAUGUGUCCUGCUGUUGAUAAGACCACGGAGCAAAGGCCCACCUGGACCUCGACCGGUCCUCAGCAAGGCAGCAAUGGCAAAAAGAGAUUACCUGGUGGAGGCGGCCAAACAGAUCCGCAUGGCGCUGGAUAGUGAGGUCAAUGAGGACUAUGAGGCAGCUUUCAGUUACUACAAGAAUGGGGUGGACUUACUGCUGAAUGGGGUUCAAUUGGAUCCAAACAAAGACCGACGGGAGGCUGUGAAGAGGAAGACAACCCAGUAUCUGAAGAGAGCCGAAGAAAUCUUUAUAACACAUCUGCAGGACAACCUGGGAAAGGGGAGCUCUCAUUUAGGGGGCUACAGCAGUCUGCGAUUCCGUCCAAUCAGACACUUGAGUUCACCCGUGGAGGAUCUGGAGAUGUGCAAGGUGGUGGGAGUGACUGAUAAGGUCCUGAUCGUCCAAAGCAUGAUCAACAAAGAGACGUUUGUUGUAAAGAGCCUGGUAAAGUCGAGCUGGGAGAGCAGGGACCAGCCAACCAUCAUUCCUCAAGGGGUGCCAUACAUGGUGAAGCUGCUAAGAUACUACGUCAGUGAGGAUGCUGUGUACCUACAUCUCGAGCAUGUCAAAGGUGGGAGGCUCUUCUCCAAGCUGCACAAGCUGAAAAACGAGAAGGCCAAGGAACACCCGGAAUGCUUCACCUCUGGCCAGCACAGCAUCAAGCUGAAGACCAGCCACACCUCGCCCACAAUCAGCACAGACUACCAGCACAACAGCAGACAGAGCACAGCGGCGAUUCCGGAGAAACUAAGCGACGAGAGCCCGGACACGGACUUCAUAACCUCAUGGGAUGAGACUCAGCAGCGACUGGAAAGCUGCGGGACUCACUCCUACAUCGAAGAGACAGGCUGCCUGCAGAACACUCGCUCCGCGGCGUCGUUUUACACCAAGCUCGAUCGGCUAACUCUGCAUUCCGGCCCGACGAGGACAAAAGUCAACACCCACAUCCAUCCACCAGCUCCCAGUUUGUGUUUGCACUCCAGCGAAACUCAGGAAAAGCCCGCUCUUCCUCUCUCGUGCGCUCGUGUCAGUCAAGCUCUCGAUGUCAUGUCAGAACUCCAUAAACGGAGACCCGGGAUGGGACUGAUAGAGUGCAGCUCCGAUUUCGAAGUGGCUUGGAAAGCAGCGGAUCCAGCGCACAACUGUGAGAAAAUAAACCCCUAUGCAGUGACUGACAGUGACUCACCAAGCACACUAGGCCGAACUGCACCUCAUACAAAUCAGACCUCAUUUGUAAAAGCGGGAUCGCCGAACAGUGAAAAUAACGGCUUGAGUUCCUCGCCUGCCAUUUUGCAUCUUCCUCUCCAUUGCCAAACCCAGAUCCGUGGCAGGGCGUCGUGGGACACCAACGGCUCCCACCAGGGAUCUGUUUUAAGCGAAGUAGAAGUAGUGACGGACUCAAAGCAGGACAGCAGCAGCCCCACUGCAGAAGAAAGGAAUGGAAUGGUCGUCCUCAGGAGCACGGACAGAGCGGUGUUUUCUGACCACACGGAUACAAAGAUCACCUCAGAAAGUUCUUGGCCUUCGUCUGUCUCCGUCCACCACAGCGUUGCAGAACAACAAGGGACAUUCCAGAGGGUUCCCUUGGCCCUUUCAGGAGUCAAAUAUGAAACGGAAACAUGUUCCAAUGUGACGAAAGAAGGUGUGGAGGAGGCCCGUGAGCUGAUGAGUCCUCGAGAGAAGAGCGCACCUCCAGUAGUGAGAUCAUUUGUAGACUGGUUCUCCUCUGGCCCAAUCGGACCUGCGACCCACACGAGGAGAGAAGACGUGGAUGCUUUCCUCAAGCCAGAAGGACCAGAGGGGCAGGGAGAGGACCAGAUCAUAGAGGUGGACGGCUGGUGCCACUUGCCUCGGUUCCCCGUCAAGCCCACCAGGCCUGCGGAUAAGACCAUGCAGACCUGCUGGGGGCUUCCCGAAGCUGAGGUGCGUGUCUGGGGGGCGCAGAUCCUGUUGGCCCUGGAGAGUCUGCAUCAACAAGGCAUCCUGUGUCGGGAUCUGAACCCGAGGAACGUUCUGCUCACCAGCAACGGGAAGGUGUGUUUGACAUUUUUCAGCCAGUGGAGUGAAGUUCAGUCAGAGAUCAGCUCCAGAGCCAUGGAACAGAUGUACUGCGCUCCAGAAAUCGGCGGGGUGUCGAGGAUCACAGACGCUUGUGAUUGGUGGAGUCUUGGGGCUUUGCUGUUUGAGCUUCUAACAGGAAUGCCACUGUGGCAGCUCCAUCCAGCAGGAAUCCACUCCCACACCCAGCUGCUCAUCCCCGACCACCUGAGCACUGCAGCUGCGUCUCUGCUCACUGAGUUGCUUCAGUUCGACGCCGGCUACCGCCUGGGCUCCGGAGGUGGAGGCGUCAGUGACAUCAAGUGUCAUCCCUUCUUCAGCGGAGUCUCCUGGAAAGCUCUGAGCUGCUAGCGUGCUACACUUGAAGACCAACACUCGGCACGAAUCCGAGCAUCCUGACGUGGCCCCAGAUGGAUGUAGCACCAGAUACUGUCUUCUGUUGCGUUUUGUGCUUCCCAAAGAAAAGUGAUAUAAUAAAAACUGAAACUAGUGAACGAUGUCCCACAAAAAACAAAAGAGAUCUAUGACUUUACACAUCCGACACUCAUAUGGAAACUACAAUUUUGACAGUUAAGUUUUACAUAAGAACAUUUAUUAUCACCAUGCAUGACAACUGAUGUCACCUAAAACUUAAUUGUGACAUUAUCCUUUUUUUUUUUUUUGGACUAUCUACCGUCGGUGUAAAAAGACAAUGAGGCAAUAAAUUGUUUCAUCUUCUUUGCAUA
Messenger RNA from Stegastes partitus (bicolor damselfish), 2821 nucleotides. RefSeq names its product ribosomal protein S6 kinase-like 1 (gene rps6kl1). Gene Ontology annotation, molecular function: ATP binding; protein kinase activity. The transcript has 11 exons. The coding region runs from base 75 to 2447 and encodes 790 amino acids. Gene Ontology annotation, biological process: protein phosphorylation. Lineage: Eukaryota; Metazoa; Chordata; Actinopteri; Pomacentridae. The record is from RefSeq and is a predicted model, not a curated record.